Molecule: messenger RNA, 1733 nt
Organism: Cylas formicarius (sweet potato weevil)
Lineage: Eukaryota; Metazoa; Arthropoda; Insecta; Coleoptera; Brentidae
Product: facilitated trehalose transporter Tret1-like
Exons: 5
Coding region: 224-1720 (498 amino acids)
Biological process (GO): transmembrane transport
Cellular component (GO): membrane
Molecular function (GO): transmembrane transporter activity
Source: RefSeq, a predicted model, not a curated record
GCUGAAUUAAGUGUCGAUCAAUCAGUCAGUCGAAACAGGCUCCGGCUUAAACCUGUCCAAAACUGUCCGCGUUGCCUGGCGGAAUUCGUAGGGUUUUCCAGGUCGCUAAUCGCUUAAGAAAAAUGACGGGACAGCGGUGAAUCUCGUUUUUCGCGAUGCUCGUCGUUUAAGGUGCGCGUCCAUUUUAUAUUUUCUUGCGCGUUACGUAACACGCAAACGGAAUAUGGACGAGACGGUAGGAAAGCGGCGGUCGGCGAAGACCGUUUCUUUGCAGGUGACCUUGGCUUUCCUGACCAAUUUCUCGAAUGUCGCGCCGGGCAUGAGCAUCGGCUUCUCCUCGGUGACCAUUCCGGCCUUGAAAGAUUUCGACAGUCAACAGAUCUCUUGGUUCGCUAGCAUAGCUUCGCUAGCGACCCCUUUCGGUUGCUUACUGGCAGGACCGAUAGCGGACAAGUACGGCAGGAAAAGGGCGAUAGCGGUGGUCAACGUCACGGCCUUCUUGGGCUGGGCGACUGUGGGAGCCGCGUUUUACUCCGGAAAUUAUCUGUAUCCAGUACUGUUGCUCGGGAGGGUGCUGACCGGAUUGUCGACGGGGUUGUGCGGAUGUCCCGCUGCGAUUUACAUGGCGGAGGUCGCCACUUCGGACCUUAGAAGUGUGUUUACCACGUGGGUUUCUCUGUUUUAUGCUGUGGGCAUAUUCACGGUGUAUCUGUUGGGGUUGUUUUUGAAGGAUGACUGGGGUUUAAUCGCAUUGAUAGCGGCCAUAUUCCCCUUAAUCAGUUUUCUCUUCUUGACGUUCUGGGUGCCCGAAUCUCCAUCAUGGUUAAUCUCGAAGAACCGCGUGGAGGAGGCGAAACGCAGCGUUUGCAAACUGCACAGCAGCAAAAGUUACACGGAAGACGUGCACACGGAGAUCGAGUCGUUGAUCAAGGUCGCCGGAACCAAGGUCACCCGGGCACAGACCAAGACUCCGACCCAGCAGUUCGUCAAAAAGAUAAAACUGCUGGCGAGGAAGUCGUUUUUGAGACCUUUCGCGCUCGUGCUCGUUUACUUUGCUGUCCAGCAAUUUUCCGGUGUGUUCGUCAUCAUGUUUUACGCCAUCGAUAUUGUGAAAGCGGCUCAAGUCACCAUAGAUCCGUACGUGGCAAUAGUAAUCAUCGCCACCGUACGAUUGGUAUCCAUGUUGAUGUUGAGCUAUUUUAGCAAAAAAUUUGGCGUUAGACCUUUGUCUCUUAUCUCUGGUUCAGGGAUGACAGUGUGUAUGGUGGUUUUAGGAAGCUAUAUCCUUCUCGUUGAACAAGGAAGGAUAGCUGGCUCACUCCAGCAGGCUCUCGGAAUUAUGCCCUUGAUACUACUCAACGCGUAUUUUUUUGUUAGCACAAUGGGGUUUUACCCACUGCCUUUCGCAAUAACGGCCGAGGUGUUCCCCAGAAAUUUGAGGGGUACCGCCGCGGGGCUCAGUGUCGCCUGCAACUAUGUAUUUAAUUUUAUCACUGUUAAAUUGUACCCCACCAUGUUGAAAAGUUUUGGAUCUCACGGUGUGUUCUUUUUCUAUGGCGCGGUUGCCCUGUUGGGUACCGUUUUCGUGUGGUUUUUCCUACCCGAGACGAAAGGCAAAACGCUGGAGGAAAUACAAGAAUACUUUGUGGACAGGAAACCGAUGGUGAGGGAAACAACAGAUAGCGCAGUCAAUGACACCAAAGCAAACGUCGAGCCUUAAAGAUUUAAUUGAA